CGCGGCACCCCGCCACCGCCGGGCUUCAUGUGAGAGAUGGCGAAUGCCGAAGUGAGCGUCCCUGUGGGUGAUGUGGUGGUUGUACCAAGUGACGGAAACGAAGGGGAGAACCCGGAGGAUACCAAAACCCAAGUGAUCUUGCAGCUCCAGCCGGUGCAGCAAGGGAUUUACCAAGAGGGCUCCGAGGCCAGCGCCGCCGUAGUGGCCGUCGAAACCCACACCAUCCACAAGCUAGAAGAAGGGAUCGACCCCAGCACCAUCGAAACGAACGAGGAAAUCGAGAUCGCCUAUCCCAUCACCUGCGGGGAGAGCAAAGCCAUCCUGCUCUGGAAGAAGUUCGUCUGUCCGGGAAUUAAUGUCAAGUGUGUAAAGUUCAAUGACCAACUGAUCAGCCCGAAGCAUUUUGUUCACCUGGCCGGGAAGUCUACCCUAAAGGACUGGAAGAGAGCCAUUCGCCUCGGAGGAAUCAUGCUGAGGAAGAUGAUGGACUCGGGGCAAAUCGACUUCUACCAGCACGACAAAGUUUGCACCAACACCUGUCGAAGCACCAAGUUUGAUCUCCUGAUCAGCAGCGCCAGAGCACCGGUGCCGGGGCAGCAGAGCGUGGUCCAGACUCCUACGUCAGCUGACGGGAGCAUCACCCAGAUCGCGCUGUCGGAGGAGAGCAUGGAGGAGGGGAUCGAGUGGAACUCGGCUCUGACGGCUGCCGUCACCAUGGCCACUGAGGAAGGCAUGAAAAAGGACACGGAUGAGAUCUCGGAGGACACGCUGAUGUUCUGGAAAGGAAUAGCUGAUGUGGGGCUGAUGGAAGAGGUCGUGUGCAACAUCCAGAAGGAGAUAGAAGAAGUCCUACGCGGCGUCCAGCAGAGGUUGGGUCAGUCUCCCUUCCAGAUGACGGAUGCUGCAGUCUUGAACAACGUCGCCCACACAUUUGGCCUAAUGGACACAGUCAAGAAGGUUCUGGACAACAGGAAAAACCAGACAGAGCAAGGAGAGGAACAAUUUCUUUACACACUGGCAGACCUGGAGCGGCAGCUGGAAGAGCAGAAGAAACUUGCCAAGGACCAGAAGGCGAAGUCCCAAACCAUCCAGAACGUGGUGCUGAUGCCCGUCAGCGCUCCCAAGCCCCCCAAGAGACCCCGCCUGCAGCGCCCAGCCUCCGCCACCGUCCUCAGCCCCUCCACCCCCAUCCAGCAGCCUCAGUUCACGCCCUUCCGAUACGCCACCGGGGUGUCCUCCUCCAAGACCAGCUCCUCCGACACGGUCACCCUCCACCCGUCCUCCAGCCUGGCGCUGCUGAGCUCGGCGGCCAUGCAGGACAGCGGUGCCCUGGCGAACGUGGCGGCCGUGGUCAACCCCGUGGAACUGGUGGCCAUGGAGUCCGGCCUCACUUCCACCAUCCAAGCCGUGGAAGGCACCUCGGACGACGGGCAGACCAUCAUAGAGAUCGACCCGGCGCCGGAUCCCGAGGCGGACACGGACGAGUCGGAGGGCAAAGCUGUGAUCCUGGAGACGGAGCUGAGGACUGAGGAGAAAGUGGUGGGAGAUGUGGAGGACCAUCAGCACCAGGUCCAUAACGUGGAGAUUGUGGUCUUGGAGGACUAGUGGGGAAGGCAAG
Messenger RNA from Pygoscelis adeliae (Adelie penguin), 1618 nucleotides. It is a transcript of the gene GMEB1, whose product is annotated as glucocorticoid modulatory element binding protein 1. Gene Ontology annotation, biological process: positive regulation of transcription by RNA polymerase II. The coding region runs from base 37 to 1605 and encodes 522 amino acids. Gene Ontology annotation, cellular component: nucleus. The record is from RefSeq and is a predicted model, not a curated record. Gene Ontology annotation, molecular function: DNA-binding transcription activator activity, RNA polymerase II-specific; RNA polymerase II cis-regulatory region sequence-specific DNA binding. NCBI's taxonomy places the organism in Eukaryota, Metazoa, Chordata, Aves, Sphenisciformes, Spheniscidae. The transcript has 10 exons.